Molecule: messenger RNA, 651 nt
Organism: Dibothriocephalus latus
Lineage: Eukaryota; Metazoa; Platyhelminthes; Cestoda; Diphyllobothriidea; Diphyllobothriidae
Source: the annotation of a GenBank genome assembly
AUGCCUGGCUACCAAUUGUUUUGGAAAGACAGGGAAGGGCGUCAAGGAGGUGGCGUCCUCACAUACGUAAAAAUUGGGCUUAUUGUAUUAUACAAAACAGAUAAAUUUACGAGCAGUUCAGAGGCGAUCUGGCUAUUCGUGAAAGGACCAGGAUCAUCAAGUCUCGAUGUCCUGACACUCUACCGACCACCGAGAAGGGACCCCGUAGCUGAUGCCUCCUUGCUAGAGGAGCUCGAAAAGAUUUCUACACGGUCGGAUAUCUUGAUGGUGGGCAACUUUAACGUACCACAUAUCGACUGGAGCUCGGCCUGCGCACAUGGCUCCGAUCUAGCCUUUGACAGUUGCCUUCUGAGCAUGACGAUGAACCGCAUAGGAGUAAGAGGACGGCUUCUGGCUUGGAUAGAAAACUUCUUAAUCGGCCGCCCGCAAACUGUCCAUCUCAACGACAAACAGUCGGCAAAGGUUGCGGUUGAGAGUGGUGGUCCCCAAGGCUCCGUUAUCGGCACUAUUUUGUUCACUGUCUACAUCAACAAUUGCGUCAGCAAACUGGAUUGUGAUAUUGCCAUGUUUGCCAAUGAUAUAAAACUCUGUCUCGUCAUUUCAACAGCGGCUGACGAGGAGUUGCAGGCAAAUCUGAAUCGACACGAAUAA